Molecule: messenger RNA, 6606 nt
Organism: Gopherus evgoodei (Goodes thornscrub tortoise)
Lineage: Eukaryota; Metazoa; Chordata; Testudines; Testudinidae
Gene: SH3PXD2B
Product: SH3 and PX domains 2B
Exons: 14
Coding region: 261-3062 (933 amino acids)
Biological process (GO): superoxide anion generation
Cellular component (GO): cytoplasm
Molecular function (GO): superoxide-generating NADPH oxidase activator activity; phosphatidylinositol binding; protein binding
Source: RefSeq, a predicted model, not a curated record
GAGCGAGAGAGGAGAGGUGGCAGCGGCUCUGCUACCCCAGCUCAGUGUCUCUCUGAUCGUGGCGUGGGCAUUUCUUUUUUCACCCCUCUUCCUCUGUGUGCUUGCUCCCUAGUUUAAGGCCUGUCAGCUGUAUGUGUGGCAGGAGCUGUGCUGCACCAAGCCCCGAUCUCCAGCUCUUUCCCCCUCUUUUCUUUGUAGCCCGGAGGAUUAUUUGAACAUUUCCCUUUGCUUUUGGGGGCCGGAUUGCAAAGGACAGAGCCAUGCCUAGGAGAAGCAUCUUGGAGGUGAAGGUGUUGGACGUGCAGAAAAGGCGAUCCCCCAACAAACACUAUGUGUAUAUAAUCAAAGUCAUGUGGUCCAGUGGUUCCACAGAAGUCAUUUAUCGACGGUACAGCAAGUUCUUUGAUCUGCAGAUGCAGAUGUUGGACAAGUUCCCAAUGGAAGGAGGGCAGAAGGACCCCAAACAAAGGAUCAUCCCCUUUCUGCCGGGGAAGAUCCUCUUCCGCAGAAGCCACAUCCGAGAUGUUGCUGUCAAGCGUCUGAUACCUAUUGAUGAAUACUGCAAGGCUCUGAUCCAGCUGCCACCCUACAUCUCUCAGUGUGAGGAGGUUCUUCAGUUCUUUGAGACAAGACCCGAAGACCUUAAUCCCCCCAAAGAGGAACCCAUUGGAAAGAAGAAGUCUGGCGGUGACUUGGCAUCAGUAGAUCCCAUGGUCCUGGAGCAGUAUGUGGUGGUGGCAGAUUACCAGAAGCAGGAGAGCUCUGAGAUCAGCUUGUGCGUGGGUCAGGUGGUGGAUAUCAUUGAGAAGAAUGAAUCAGGCUGGUGGUUUGUGAGCACAUCUGAUGAGCAAGGCUGGGUCCCGGCUACAUGCCUGGAAGCUCAGGAUGGUGUCCAGGAUGAAUUCUCAAUGCAGCCUGAAGAAGUCCCUUGGAGAUACUGGUCUCUGCCCAGGCAUGUUGGCCACCGUCGGACUCUUGGGGACUUGUACACCAGUGGAUGGGGUCAAGAGGAGAAGUACACAGUCAUUUACCCAUAUACUGCUAGAGACGAGGAUGAAAUGAACCUAGACAAAGGGGAUGUGGUAGAGGUGAUCCAGAAAAACCUUGAGGGCUGGUGGAAAAUCAGGUAUCAGGGUCAAGAGGGCUGGGCUCCGGCAUCCUAUCUGAAGAAAGGAACUGGAGAGAUGUUUACACAGAAAUUAGGAUCUGGCUCAUCCACCCACUCAUGUGCCCUGGAUCUGGAUGGUGUUCCCCGGCAGCAGAACUCAACGGGCCGAGAGAAGGACGGGCCCAACAACCAAAGAGAGGGAAGGUUUGAUGGUCGACCAUUACCUCAAGCUGACAUUCGACGCAAGUCACCAAAGAUGAGGCAGAGGCCCCCUCCUCGCCGAGAUCUCACUAUACCACGUGGUUUGAACCUGCCUAAACCUCCUGUCCCUCCCCAAGUGGAAGAAGAAUAUUACACCAUUGCUGACUUCCAGACCAUCAUCCCCGACGGCAUCAGCUUCCACGCAGGAAUGAAAGUGGAGGUGAUCGAGAAGAACCUGAGUGGGUGGUGGUACAUUCAGAUUGAGGAGAAGGAAGGCUGGGCCCCAGCUACCUUUAUUGAUAAAUACAAGAAAACUAGCAAUGCUUCUAGACCUAACUUUCUAGCACCGUUGCCUAAUGAGAUGGCCCAGCUCCAGCUUGGCGAGGCCACUGCGGAGCGCAACACCAAUGAAGAAGCCACUGGGCCAUCCAGGCCUCUGCCUGAAGCUCCACCUAAUGGUAUAGACUGUGGAAUGAAAUGGGCCAAAGACUGGAAGGGAAAGGAGGUUCUCAAGAGUGCCCCCUCGGAGAGCGGUGAUGUAGCUGCUGGGUAUGAGGAGAUCUCUGAUCCGGAUACAGAGGAGAAGCCCAGCCUCCCACCCAGGAAGGAGUCGAUUAUUAAAUCCGAAGGUGAGUUAACGGAGAGGCAAAGGCCUCCACCCAAGCCCCCAGGCAUGAUCUUGCCAAUGAUCCCUCCAAAGCAGACAGCCGCCCCGAGGGACAGCAAGAAGCCAGAGCUGAAAACAGAAAAAGGAAAACUGUUCCAGCUGAAAAAUGAAAUGGGCCUGGAGUGCGGGCACAAGGUGUCAGCCAAAGAAGUGAAGAAGCCGAACCUCCGACCCACUGUCAAGCCAGCCAAGCCAAAAGCUGAGCCCCCAGAAGACAAGUCUGAGCCAAUGACCCAGAAUCCCUUCUUGAAAUCAAAACCUCAGAUCAGGCCGAAACCAACUGCAGCCUCCAGGACAGACCCACCUCAGGCAGAUGAUAAACUGGACAUUGGCAAUCUGAGAAGCAAGCUCAGACCUGCUAAGUCCCAAGAGAAACCCUCUGAGCAGGACCCCAUGCCUACUGAAAAUGUCUUCAAUAACAAUGUGCUCCCAGCAGAGGUUUCUGGCAGGCCUCAGGAGCGAUUGAGUGUGGAGAACAGACCCCCAACCAAACAGGAUAGCCAGAUCCCAAAGGAGGCUCCAACCAGAGCUCCCUUCAGCCUGCCAAAGAUGGCCGACAGUGAGCCCAAGAACAGCUCCCCGACUCCCAGAGAGCCACCACUUCAGCGGCCAGUGGUGCCACCCAGGAGACCUCCUCCUCCAAAGAAAGUGGUAUCCUCCUCCUCUGGUCCCACUGCAGAGCUGAAAGCCCCACAGAGGGAAGUGCCUGAAAUCAGAGCUGCCUCAGUGCCUGGCCGGCCCAUGCUGGUUCCGCCAAAGGCCAAACCAUUCCUGCCUGCUAUGUGCCAAGAUGAAGCCAAAGGGAAAAGCAGCUUAGGCCCAAAGGUAACAUCCAAGCAGGUGGAGAGAGGGGAAGCCAGGGAGAGGACAGCUGCCCCCUUCACCAGUCCAGAUAUCUCCAAAGAAGCCCUCUAUGUGGCUGUGGCAGAUUUUGAAGGAGACGAAGAGACCAGCAGCUUUAAAGAAGGGACCUUAUUUGAAGUUCGUGAGAAGAACAGCAGUGGCUGGUGGUUUUGCAAGGUCCUAACUGGUGGACCUUGUUGGGAGGGCUGGAUUCCCUCCAAUUAUCUAAGGAAGAAGCCAUAGCCUUCCCUCAGUUUACACAGUUGAAGGUUCCUGUUCUUUCACCCGAGUAUUUAAUUAGCUUAUUAAUUUAUAGUUUUUCAUAAUGCUGGCUUAAAAAUAUGCGGAAUACUGUACAUUCCAAUUUGUGCCAUUCCUGAGGCAGAAUUCAAGAAGCAGGCUUGACAUAACGCAGCUAGGCCUUCAUUCCUGCUCUAUCUGCUCCCCCCUGCAUAGGAAAUACUUUCCUCCUUUGUCCAUCUAUGGCAGCCCAGCCCCUGUAGAUGGACAUGUGAAGUUGUUUCUCAACAAGCUUCUUGGUGUAUGUUGGCUAACGCAGUUCCUUCCCUAUCCUAGAAAAAUUAUUGGUACCCACUAGGCUUUUUGAUGUGACAACAGGGAAACCACAGGAAAUUCAGCCACGAUCCAGGUAAAGAAAUGAAGCCAGCCCCACUCACCAAAUGGAAUCUGGAAUAACAAAAAGAGUUGCUUUUCCUGGUGGCUCAGAGUCAUUGUUAAAUGUCUGAUACUGUAUAGCCAAGUCCGGCCUUACAUAGGAACCACAGGAAACCAUGGGGGCAGGGAGAAACAGUACUGUAAAAUCAGGUCCAUAUAGCUGUGUGUGCAUUAACAUGCUCACUCAUGGCCAUGUGUCGCAGUCCAGUUAAGUUUGUGCCUUGCUUGCUUGUACCAUCAAACACAGUCCUUUUACCUCUUGUUUCCUGUACAAUGAUGUGUGUUAAUUUAAAUAUCAUUUUAUUUUUUAAAAAAGAUAAACUAAUGGAAUGGAGGAUCCUCUGUGCUGGGCCAGGGCCCUGCUUCAACUUGUGGCUGAUGGUGAUUCAGGCAAGCUCUGUCACAUUUCAUUUCAGUGGCUGGAGAGAACUAUAUGCAGCAUGGUUCACAACGGGCUUGGCAAGAGAACUUGGAUGAUCGUGGGCGAGAAGGUGCUGGUAUCAUCUAGUACAGUCCAGAGUGUGGACUUGGUCCCUGGAGGUGAAAAAGAAGAGGGGAGCAUGUGUGACUUUUCUGGUACUCAGGUGUUGCUGUUUCUCUUAGGCUUGGCUCUCCCUUGUUUCGCUUUCCUUUGGGGUGGGAGAAUAUAGUGCCUUUUGUUGAUACCUUGCUUCCCAUUUAAAGAGUUCUCAUCCCCUAACCAUACUGGGCUUGUUAAACUCUCUCUGAAAUGGUUUAUCUGCCUGUUUCUUCAUCUAUCUUUCAAGCUGUUCUCGAGAUACUUCCACUGUGUCCUCCAUAUCUGUGCAUAUGUCGGUGUGCUUGGAGGUUUCACUUAAAAUAAAGUGUGUUUCAACAUUUUCACCCUCCUGCCUGCAUGGAUUAACCCCACUUGCUUGCAGUGUUGCUGAUUCCAGGAGGAAAGUAGAUUUUAUCUGAUUGGCUGUCAUUCCCUCACAUCCCUUUCUUUCCUUUUGUAUUCAACUCACUGUGGAUUCAGCGCAGUGCCUUCUCGAGCCUAGAAGAGUUUUAAACCCCACUUUUGAGGAUUACCACUUGCUCCUUCCCACCUGCCACAUGCUAACUAUAGCAGCAAGCACUGCAGAGGUGACUCCACAGAUACAGUUUCCAUAGACGGAAUUCUGCACAGGUUCCAACAAAAGAAAAGUCCAACAGAAUCAGAUACUGGCAACCUUAUUGAUGCAGCAUGACAAGUCAUAUCAGGGCAUUUUGUCCCCAUGCACACAGUCCCAUCCCCUGGACAACUAUUCAUUUAACUCCAUUCCUAUUCAUCAAGUCUUUAUCACGAAGGUAUAUGUAGGAUUAUCAGUCUUAGUUUAUAGAACACAAACUUAGUGAGAACCGUACUGUACAUGUCUCUUUCUCUUUCUCCAUCCCCCUUUCUCUUUUUUUCCUUUGUCUAGAGCUUUAUAAGAUUGCAGCUUGUGGGUCAUGUGGUAACUAAUAAUCUCAUUGUUUUUGGUGACCCGUGGUAAAUACUUUAUAAUAGGAUCCAACAAUGCAAGGUAACUCGUGUAGUAUUGGUGAUGUGCUUAUAUGCUCCCAGCAGAAUCGGGUAGAAAUGUAACCCUGCAAUGUUGCUGCAUUGCAUCUCUUUGCUCAGUUAAAAUUCUUCCUUUGUAUAAAUAAGGAUGUGGCUGAUUAUGGGUUAAAAGUGGGCUGGCCAGCAGUAAAACUUUCUUUGAGUUGUGAAGGUAUUAGACAGAUUUGUGUCCCUUCUCUUUCACUAGCCUUGGGCUGCUACUAUGCUGUUAGUUCGCAUACACAUACUCACACUAGCUUGAUGAGAGCUAGCACAAGUACAGACAGCAGUGUGGCCAUGGUAGCACGGGCAGCGGCAUUGCUUAGCCAUCCUGAAUACGUACCUACAGGGUGCAGGUGGGUUUGUACUUGAACCAGCAAAUAUAGACACUAUGCGUGCUUUACCUAUGGUAUUUCAGCUCUCUCUGUCACGCUUAGACUUCAUUGAUCUUUGUUCCGUUUCAGUGAGACAAUGUCAUUUCUGUUGCUUUGGUGCCAAAUUAGGGCUAUUUUCCCCCAGACUAAAUGCUGAGAUUGUGUUAAUGAAUGCUUCAUGCUGUAGAACUCUUAAUACAUUGAGCCAACUACAGUGAUAAUUACAGGAUUGAUCUGUGCCUUACUGCACAGGCAUCACAUAGCUGUGGGUUAGUUACCUUCACCUGCUGUAUAAGCGGUAGUAACACUUCAAAGGAUCACAAGCCCUAUAAACUAGCUGGCUUAGAGAACACAAAUAAUCGUCUAAUGCCCCUGCCAUUUCCUAGUCUUUCCCAGACCAGAUAUUGCACCGCCCUGCCCUUGCCAUAUUUUAAAUCAGAAAGGGUCUCAGGCUGGCAAAGAGGAUCCCAGUGUGGAAAAGGCUGAGAACUUUACUACAUAACACCCUCCUUUUUAUCUGGGAUCUACAAGAAAACUCUUCAGACACAGAUAGUAUGGUUCAGUGCUCAGAGCAGGGGGGACAACCUUCUGGUUUCUCCCUGUCUGUGCUACUGACGCUCUGUCACCACAGGCAGGGCAUGUCACCUCUGUGCCUUGUUUACCUGUCUGUAAAAUGGGGGUAAUUCUACUGACCUACCUUGCUGGGGGAUUGAGAAGCUCAGUUAGCUAAUGCUUGCAAAGCACUUUGAGAACCUAAGCCAGAAGGUACUGGAGAAGGGCAGAGUUUCAUUUUAAAUAUGAUUCCCUGAUACCUUAGCAUUAAACUCCCCCAUUGUUACAAAGUACCUGCCUUCCAUGGAAAUCCUUCACCAUGCAGCUCAGUGAUUAGCAUUUGCUGUAUGGGUGAACAAUACUCUUACUUUCUGUAUAACAAACCAGGCUUUGCGGCUCUUCAGUUCAGUGUAUCGCAGGCAGGCUGGAGGCCUCAACUGCAAACUAUGGAAGACUGUUUGUUUGUCUCCUUAUACUAUGUAAACACGUAUAAAUCUCUACAUUACUGUGGGUGGGCAGGGGUGCCUGAGGAAGGUAGAUAUGGCCUAUGUAAAUGCCAUAUCUAUACUUUCGCCAUUAGGCUUGUUUGGUAUAUGGGGGAAAGGGGGGAUUUUUUGCUUUGUUUUUUAAAUAAAAAAAACUG